This is a messenger RNA of Exophiala xenobiotica, 870 nucleotides long. RefSeq lists its product as uncharacterized. The transcript has 2 exons. The record is from RefSeq and is a predicted model, not a curated record. The coding region runs from base 1 to 870 and encodes 289 amino acids. NCBI's taxonomy places the organism in Eukaryota, Fungi, Ascomycota, Eurotiomycetes, Chaetothyriales, Herpotrichiellaceae.
AUGUCUUCCAACACUCCAAACCGCCGAACGCGCAUCGACUUUGAUGCGAUCAGGGGGUUCAGGGGGUCUUCUCAAAGCACGAAACGCCAGGGUGAGCACCUCACAGGUGUUGAGAAACCCAGUGGCCGUGUCACUGGCUUUAAUCCCGCUACAGGAUCUCUGAGGACACUCUCGCCCGGAGCCCAUCGUACCAACUCCGCAACUGGCUCGAGGCGUCUGAACCCCCCAGCAGCACCCGGAUCUGGAACAGAGCCCAGCCUGCUCGUGAAGCACCAGUCCCCAUGGGAAAAGUAUAAAAGAAGCCACGGCAUACGACUUGGCGAGGAAGAAGACGACAUGGUGGACGUGGCCGAAGUCAGAGACCCGUGGUCUGACGACAUUAUUGUCCCUCCCAAAAAGGAGGGCCCAACACCGUACGUCGUCGCCGUGAGGAAUUUCUCUACAUACCACGGCGAAGAAAAUUGUCGUAUAUUGCAACAGGUUAAACAUGAGAAUAUCGUGGCCGUGAGAGACAUCUUCCUUUAUGACGACUCAUUCUACGUUGUCUCCGAGCAUAUGCCGAUGUCUCUGAGCCUUUUCACUGGCUUUCCGAAACAUCUCGACGAGGACCAACUAGCGUCGAUAUUGGGACAGGGGGGUUCUGAAUUACGUCUCUGUUGGAGCAAUCCAGGAUCGAGAGAUAUUCGGGCUCUAAGCUUCAUCACAAUGGAGCUGAUGCAAAAGUAUGCCAAAGCCGACGGUGCCGUCGGAGUGGAUGACCUCCGCCGAUGGCCCUCCGAUUCUCUAGCGGUUGGAUUCCUCUCUGAAACGACGUCUGUCACUUCGGCAGAAAGGCUGUUGAAGGCAAGCAAAGCACCUCAGGUUUUCUAG